UUUGAGAAAGAAAGAAAGAAAGAAAGAAAGAAAGAUGGUAAAUGGUGUUGAAGAUUACCCGAAAAAGCAUGUCCAUCAACAGCAGCUCCACACCAGGUACAAGCUCAAGAUGUUUGUGCUUGUAAUACUAACCAACCUUCUCACUAUGUACAUCUUCACCAGCCCUUCUUUUAACUGGAAACCAUUUCCAUUGGGCUCAAAGAAUCACAUCUCUCUCCCUCUUGGGGACCCCACUACUCUAUUGGAUGAGCUUAGCGCUACUAAAGAGCAACUUGCCAUCAGUCAUUCUCUAAUUGCUGAGUUCCACAAAAAGCUCAACUCUACCAACUUGUUUGUUGAAGCUCUUCUUACAGAGCUACGCAGCAGACAUGAUGAGGGAUUGACUGAGAAAGAGAAAGGUAGCGAUCCCAUGAAACUAUUGAAUGUUGCUAUGUCUGAUGAAGUUAUGCUAGUGGUAGGCCCUCACAAACUCCCACUAGGGUACUCACCAAGGAUGGGAUCCGACGAGGUUUAUCCGCCAGUAGGUGGAGCGUGCUUAAGGUAUCAAAAGGAAUUAGCACAGUACAUGACCUAUGAAGUUGGAGGGGAAUGUCCGGUGGAUGAUGUGUUUGCUCAGAGGUUGAUGCUUAAGGGGUGUGAGCCUCUCCCUCGCCGUAGAUGCCAUCCUAAGUCCCCUGCCAACUAUGUGGAGCCAACACCAUUUCCAAAGAGUCUUUGGACCACACCACCAGACACCAGCAUUAUUUGGGAUCCAUAUACUUGCAAAAGCUACAAGUGCCUCAUUGAACGCAGAAAGGCACCUGGCUACUUCGACUGCAAGGACUGCUUCGACUUGGAGGGCAGGGAGAAGAGUAGAUGGCUUCUCGACAAUGGGGGGCUUGAUUAUGGCAUCGAUGAAGUCCUCAAAACAAGGCCUCAGGGGACUAUCCGCAUUGGAUUUGACAUAGGAGGCGGGAGUGGCACAUUUGCGGCAAGAAUGAAGGAAAGAAAUGUAACCAUCAUCACCAGCUCCAUGAAUUUGGACGGUCCAUUCAACAGCUUUAUUGCGUCGAGGGGGUUGAUCUCUAUCCAUGUUAGUGUUUCUCAGAGGCUUCCGUUCUUUGACAACACUCUAGACAUAGUUCAUUCGAUGCAUGUUCUGAGCAACUGGAUUCCAGAUGCGAUGUUGGAAUUCACACUCUAUGAUAUAUACAGAGUGUUGAGGCCAGGGGGACUCUUCUGGCUUGAUCGCUUCUUCUGCCUGGGAUCACAGCUGAAUCAAACAUACGUUCCAAUGUUGGAUCGUGUUGGAUUCAGGAACCUAAGGUGGAACGCUGGCAUGAAGCUUGAUCGAGGGAUUGACAAAAACGAGUGGUAUUUCUCUGCCCUGUUGGAGAAACCAAUGACCUGAGCAACAAUUUUUAACACCAUCAAAUCAAUGCAAUGCACAUGCAUGCAGUUUAGGAAGUAUUUAGUUUACAAAUUUUAUUUUUUUAUUCAGUUUAUACCUAUGAUUAGUAUAAAUAAGGUUGUCUAAAUGAAAUAUUUUAGAUGUUUCCCCAUAGCUAUGAUAAUCAUGUAAUAAACUCCGUUAUUAAGCGUCAUGAUAAUAAUAAUUAUAAGAUUCACAACUUAAAA
Messenger RNA from Populus nigra (black poplar), 1617 nucleotides. Its product is annotated as probable methyltransferase At1g29790. The coding region runs from base 35 to 1390 and encodes 451 amino acids. The record is from RefSeq and is a predicted model, not a curated record. The transcript has a single exon. Lineage: Eukaryota; Viridiplantae; Streptophyta; Magnoliopsida; Malpighiales; Salicaceae. Gene Ontology annotation, molecular function: S-adenosylmethionine-dependent methyltransferase activity.